Molecule: messenger RNA, 1170 nt
Organism: Gavia stellata (red-throated loon)
Lineage: Eukaryota; Metazoa; Chordata; Aves; Gaviiformes; Gaviidae
Gene: DYNC2LI1
Product: dynein cytoplasmic 2 light intermediate chain 1
Biological process (GO): intraciliary retrograde transport; intraciliary transport involved in cilium assembly
Cellular component (GO): ciliary basal body; cytoplasmic dynein complex; axoneme
Molecular function (GO): dynein heavy chain binding
Source: RefSeq, a predicted model, not a curated record
CCUGCGGAGCGAUGUCCAAGGCCAGUGAUACUUUGUGGGAUCUUGCUAUAGCUGAAGUGGAGAAGAGAGAAAAUCCUAAUGACAAUGGCAAGCGUGUGGAAGUUUGGGAAAAAUCAAUAUUAUUUAUGGGAAACAAAAAUGGGGGUAAGACUGCUAUUAUACUGAGGUGUCUUGAGAGGGAAGAGAGUCCAAAGCCAACCUUAGCCUUGGAAUAUACUUUUGGAAGAAGGGCAAGGAGACACAAUACACCCAAAGAUAUAGCUCAUUUUUGGGAACUAGGUGGUGGAACCUCAUUACUGGAACUGAUUCGAAUACCAAUCACUAGCAACAACAUAAGAUCAUUUGCUGUAGUUCUGGUAUUGGAUUUGUCCAAACCUAACGAACUCUGGACUACUAUGGAGAAACUUCUGCAGGUCACCAGGAACCAUGUGAACAAAAUUUUAACCAAACUAGAAAAGACAAAUCCUGAAGUAGCUACUGAAAUUAAACAGAGGAUGCGGAACAAUCUGCAGAGGGAUCACCCAGAUUAUGAGUUAGUUGACCCUUUCCCAAUACCCUUGGUGAUAAUUGGAAGUAAAUAUGAUAUUUUUCAUGAGUUUGACUCUGAAAAGAGGAAAAUAAUAAGCAAGACACUUCGAUUCGUUUCACAUUAUUAUGGAGCAUCAUUAGUGUUUACCAGUAAAUCUGAGGCUCUCCUGCUGAAAGCCCGUGUUCUUAUCAAUCACUUAGCAUUUGGCUAUGAUAAAAGCAAGUCUGUAUCGGUGGAUCACAGCAAACCUCUAUUUAUACCAGCGGGCCUGGAUUCGCUGAGCCAAAUAGGACCACCACCCGCCUCUGAUAGUGAUAUUGGAAAGAUGCGUGCAAACACACCAUUGGAACUGUGGAAGAAAGUAUUUGAGAAAACAUUUCCUCCCAAGAGUUUCUGUGAUUCACAAGAUACCAAGGACCCUGCACAGGAUUUACAAUACGCUGAGUAUGAAGUUGAUGCCAUGAGAGCUCAGAAAAACCAGGUGUGUUGUUCUCCAGUUGCUGUUCACAGUCGGGAACUUGAACAAUACAAAAGAAAUGCCUCUAAAUCCUGGAAAGAAAUGGAUUUUGACCCUGAUUGAUGAACUGCUAUAGGUGUCUUCAGUUUAACAUUUACAAGAUUUUUUAAUUGUUUUAACAUUA